This is a messenger RNA of Mesocricetus auratus (golden hamster), 918 nucleotides long. Its product is annotated as olfactory receptor 1013-like. The record is from RefSeq and is a predicted model, not a curated record. The transcript has a single exon. Gene Ontology annotation, cellular component: membrane. Bases 1 to 918 code for a protein of 305 amino acids. Lineage: Eukaryota; Metazoa; Chordata; Mammalia; Rodentia; Cricetidae. Gene Ontology annotation, molecular function: odorant binding; G protein-coupled receptor activity; olfactory receptor activity. Gene Ontology annotation, biological process: G protein-coupled receptor signaling pathway; sensory perception of smell.
AUGGAACAAUAUAAUAAUACGGUGGCUGAGUUUAUCCUGGUGGGAUUCACAACAGAUCCUGUGAUACAGCUAGUCCUGUUUGUGAUUUUCCUUGCUGUGUAUGCAUUAACUGUAUUAGGAAACAGCACUCUGAUUGUGUUGAUCUGCAGUGACUCCCGACUCCACACACCCAUGUAUUUCUUCAUUGGAAAUCUAUCUUUUCUGGACUUUGGAUUGUCCACAGUAUACACUCCAAAGAUUUUAGUGACCUGCAUCUCUGAAGACAAGGGCAUCUCUUUUGCUGGCUGUGUGACUCAGUUUUUCUUCUCUGCUGGACUUGGGUAUACUGAGUGUUACCUUUUGGCUGCCAUGGCUUAUGAUCGUUAUGUAGCCAUCUCAAAGCCUCUGCUUUAUUCACAAGCCAUGUCCUUAAAGCUAUGUGCAUUUUUAGCGACAGCCUCAUAUUUGGGUGGUUUCAUUAACUCUGUCAUCAUCACCAAAGACACUUUUUCCUUGACUUUCUGCAGUGACAAUGUGAUUGAUGACUUUUUCUGUGAUAUUCCACCCCUAGUGAAGCUGGCCUGUGGCAAGAAGGGGAGCUUCCAGUCUGUGUUGUUCUUCCUCUUGGCUUCCAAUGUCAUCAUCCCCAUUGUGUUUAUCCUGGUUUCUUAUCUUUUCAUCAUUGCCACGAUCUUGAGGAUCCGCUCCACUCAGGGCCGCCUCAAGGCCUUCUCCACCUGCUCCUCCCACAUCAUUUCUGUGACCUUGUACUAUGGCUCCAUUCUCUAUAUUUAUACUCGUCCCCGGUCCAGCUACUCUUUGGAUAGGGACAAAAUUGUUUCAACCUUUUACACAGUGGUUUUCCCCAUGUUGAAUCCCUUGAUCUACAGUCUGAGAAAUAAAGAUGUAAAUGAGGCUCUGAAUAAAUUAUUCAAAUAA